AUGGGCAGAGUGAGGAACCCGACCACUGCUCUGCGGCGGAGGCUAAAACGGCCCGGGGACCCUCCCGCCUCCUGCGCGGCGUUCCGGGUCACCCGCGCCAGCCGCCGGCAGCGCCCCCGGGUCAGAGUCGGGGUCGGGAGCCCCGCGGCGGCCAAGAGGUGGCUGGGAAGGUGGUGGCAGAGGCGCCGAUGGCGGCGGGUCCGGGAGAAACGCACUAGAGACCCGCUGCCCUCCGCACCACCCGCGGACCGGCAUGAGCCAGCCGCGUCCCCCCGGGACCUGGACCUGGGCGCGCAGCGGGAGCGCUGGGAGAAGUUCAGGAAGCUGUGGGGUCUCAGCUGCGAGGGCGCCGCCAAGGUCCUGCUGGACACCUUCGAGUACCCGGGCCUCGUGCAUCACACCGGGGGCUGCCACUGCGGCGCGGUCCGCUUUGCGGUCUGGGCCCCCGCAGAUCUGCGCGUCGUGGAUUGCAGCUGCAGGCUGUGCAGGAAGAAGCAGCACCGCCACUUCCUCGUCCCGGCCUCGCGCUUCACGCUGCUCCAGGGCGCGGACAGCAUCGUCACCUACCGCUCCAACACGCACCCGGCGCUGCACAGCUUCUGCAGCAGGUGCGGGGUGCAGAGCUUCCACGCCGCGGUCUCUGACCCCCGCGUGUACGGCGUCGCCCCGCACUGCCUGGACGAGGGCACCGUGCGCAGCGUGGUCAUCGAGGAGGUCGGCGGUGGCGACCCGGAGAAGGAGGACGCCGAGGAGCACAAGGCCAUCCCCAAGACGUCCUCCCGGUCAGUCCCUGCCUGUGUCCGCGAACAGCAACAGUGACUGUCCGCGCAGAGAGGAACAGCGCAAGCACGCCCGAAACCGGCCGGCCGGCCGGCCCCGCGCGGAGCCUCCGACUACCUGCACAGAUCACACGCUGUGAACGAGGUGUUUCUGGCCUGGUUAAACCGUGGUUUCCCUUCCAGGGUUUGCCCUUCCCCUCCGCUAGUUUUCAGUGAACUCGCUUACGUUCCAAACCUUGAACACAACUUUAAUCUUGUGUACAACGUUACCCUUGCAAUCCCAUUAGCAAGAAGAGUGUCUCUGCUUUUUCUAGCCAUCCGUUGACUGUAUCUCUCGCUUUUACUGUUCUGCAUACGGUUGUCACAAAUCACCUGCAGAUGAUUCCCGUGUCCUGUACGUUCCUGGUGCUAUUGUGAACAGGCUUGUUUUCAGCGCUUUGCGUCUGGUGUGUAGGACGGCAACACACAAACAGUUUGUAAACACCUUGCCAGGACGUCUUCCACUCAUUAUGGUGCG
Molecule: messenger RNA, 1296 nt
Organism: Cebus imitator (Panamanian white-faced capuchin)
Lineage: Eukaryota; Metazoa; Chordata; Mammalia; Primates; Cebidae
Product: centromere protein V-like protein 1
Exons: 1
Coding region: 1-819 (272 amino acids)
Molecular function (GO): carbon-sulfur lyase activity
Source: RefSeq, a predicted model, not a curated record